UUGCGGCAGUUUAGUCGCAACAGCACGUUGUGCUGAGAUGUUUCGUUCCGGUUCGUUUUCCUCAAAACUGUCAUAUUCGGUGUUCGUAAAUUUCCCAUUAGCGCCGAAAAAAAUCAUGUUUCUCCCGAUAGGUGAUUAGAACACAAAACAAAAAGGUCACUAAUGGAGGUUCGCCGUAAUUUUGCGUUUUGACACUUGGCCAGUCGUAUAUAUAUAUAUAAUAAUAACAUUAGGGGAAGAUUUCCAAAUUGCAUUACAAAGUUAACGAGUGAACGAUCAUGGUGAAACGAUUUAUGAGGAUUUUGAUGAUAAUGAUUGCAUGGACGGUUGAUUUUACCGCAGCCGGAAGUUGCAGAGCUGCGAAAUUAUGUUGCCAGGGUCGAGAUUCCGGAUGUGUAAUUCAAAAAGCAUCACCCAAUGCAAUAAUUGAGAGUCCUCGUGACACUCCGUGUUAUUGCGAUCACGCUUGUUUGAAACUCAACGAUUGUUGUAAUGAUUUUAAAGAGGCUUGCAAUGUUCUGGAUUGCAUUGUAUCGGAAUGGGGUGAGUGGUCGAGUUGCAGUAACAAAUGUGGAAUUGGAGUUCAAACCAGGACUCGUGUUGCACUUCAGCCAGAUCAAAAUGGAGGGAAGCAUUGUCCCCAAAUGGAGCAUUCCAGAUCUUGCCAGAGUUAUGAUGCAUGUCACCGGAAAAGUCAUUUGCAUCAUAACCAGGAGGUUGCACUAGUUUCACCUGCCAUGAGACCGAGUCCCAGUCAGAAUUCUAUCAGGAAAGUUACUCCAGGACACUGUGCCAUUUUUACAAUUCUGUGGGUAUCAAAAACUUGUAGCCGAGAGUACGCACCACUCACGGAAGGAUCACACGCCUGUGUCGUGUGUCGUGAGGAUGGAAAUAAGACAAGAUGUUACAAUAAAGGAAACACACACGAUCUCACUGGAAUUGGAAGGUGGAAAUUGUCAACAACAACGUACGAAAAUUGUCAUGGAAAAUGGAUAGGUGGUACAACAAUGCACACAAAUUGUGAUUCAGUUGUGUGUCAAGACGAUCUCUUUUUUACAUUUGUUUAAUAUAAUUUCACUCUCAAAAUUAAUUACUGUAUAAUUAUAUAUUACAUUAUAAUUAUAUUACAAUAAUAUCGUAUUUUUUUUUAAUUUAAUUUACAAAAAGAAAAAUUC
Leptopilina heterotoma is the source of this 1175-nucleotide messenger RNA. RefSeq names its product somatomedin-B and thrombospondin type-1 domain-containing protein-like. NCBI's taxonomy places the organism in Eukaryota, Metazoa, Arthropoda, Insecta, Hymenoptera, Figitidae. The transcript has 6 exons. The record is from RefSeq and is a predicted model, not a curated record. Bases 279 to 1067 code for a protein of 262 amino acids.